AUGGCUCCCCUCACCACCCUCAAGCUGGCCAGCAGGUCUCCCAAGAAGCCCAUCAAGAAGCUCCCGCCCACCAUCCAGCUCGCCCCCGAUACCAGCGUCGAAGAUGUCAAGAAGCAGGUUGCCAAGGCCAUAAACCUCGGAGACCACAACCGCAUCGGCCUGUUUGACCCGUCUACCAAGAAGACUCUCAAGGACCGCAAGGCCCUGAUUGCCAGCUUGAACAUCGACGAGGUUCUGGUCAAGGACCUCGGCCCCCAGAUCUCGUGGAAGACGGUCUUCCUCAUCGAGUACUUUGGCCCCAUCCUGAUCCACGUCGCCGUCCUGGCCGCCCGCCCAUACAUCUACAAGGGCUCCCCAGCCCCUACGGACCUGUCUCGGACGCAGUGGCUGGCCUUUGGCAUGAUUACCCUGCACUUUGUCAAGCGCGAGCUCGAGACCAUGUUCGUCCACAAGUUCUCGGCCAGCACCAUGCCCUUCUUCAACGUCUUCAAGAACAGCUUCUUCUACUGGGCCUUCUCCGGUCUGCUGUGCGCCUACUGCCUGUACAGCCCUACCUCGCUGGCAGCCAAGGCCCGGGAGCCCUCGGUCGAUGUCGUCGGAGCCCUCAUCUACUUGUUCGGCGAGACUGGCAACGCGCGCGUGCACUACUACCUGUCGACGCUACGCUCCGCCGGCGGUACCGAGCGCAAGAUACCCGUGGGUCACGGCUUCGGUCUCGUCACCUGUCCCAACUACAUGUUCGAGGUGCUCUCCUGGGUGGGCAUCAUCGUCGCCAGCCGCGACUGGUCCGUCAUCCUCUUCAUCGCCAUCGGCACUGCCCAGAUGGCUGCCUGGGCCAAGGGCAAGGAACGUGCCUACCGCAAGGAGUUUGGCGACAGCUACAAGAAGAAGCGCUUCACCAUGCUCCCUGGGUUGUUUUGA
Molecule: messenger RNA, 921 nt
Organism: Geosmithia morbida
Lineage: Eukaryota; Fungi; Ascomycota; Sordariomycetes; Hypocreales; Bionectriaceae
Product: very-long-chain enoyl-CoA reductase
Exons: 3
Coding region: 1-921 (306 amino acids)
Biological process (GO): very long-chain fatty acid biosynthetic process
Molecular function (GO): oxidoreductase activity, acting on the CH-CH group of donors
Source: RefSeq, a predicted model, not a curated record